AUGACUCCCCCUCCCCCUCACACUCGUUUUAAUGUUUUGUUUCGCAAUCAUCUAACAUAUCGUUCACGUUCGUUAAACCACGACGAGACUGAGCACUCUUCGUUGGAAACUGUACCUGAGGAUGGUCCCGACUUGUUGGACCGAACACGAAAUACCAAUGUGGAUCUGUUAGACGAGCCCGGGGUCAACUGCGUAGACUGCACUUCGUCCGACAGUGAUCAUUUCUCAGAUGAGCAGGCUAGUCCAAUCACAGCCGCAUCAUAUGGUAAGCGCAGAGUGUCGGAACCUAGCGAAGUUGAGAACUUUGCGGUUGGAGCACCGCGACUUUUGGCGGAAGCUCAUAUUUCUCAACGUCAAGUGGAUAUCUCAGACACCCAGCCUCUCUUUACGUCUUAUUGUUCUUCCUAUUAUCCAGUUCCCGGAUAUCCUUGUGUUGGUUUUCCGCUACUCUCCACAUUUUCGUCCACAUAUCCUACAUCGAUUCCUACUACCGUUGCUGCUUCUACAUCACCUGCCCACAAUACCCCUCAGCCGUCACAUUUAUGUGGCACCUCCGUAGAUGAUACCUCUAGCUGCACAGCAGCCUCCCCCAGACCUUCUUCCGGUAGUUACAGCCUAUCCCAGUCAACAAGCUCAUACGCUGACCGCACAACAUUAUCACCGGAGAGUGGGGGCUCUCCUAGUGGUAAUUCGGCUGUUGAUGUUGCUUACACUACAGUCGCCUCGACUUACCAAAUACUCGCAACCACCGCCACAUUGCUUCGGCCUCUCUCAUCCGCAGUUACAUCGACCAUCAUUGUUAUGGUCUCGAGCCCAUUGCCUCAACCAUCAUCAGUGCCUGACACCACUUCAAGGCCUCGAUUACCUGCGACCAUAGGCACCAUCAUAGGAGGAACUGUGGGAGCGAUCGUACUUCUAGCCCUCCUGAUUUUCAUCGUGCUGCGCCGUCGCAGGACACGACAACUUUCUGUAACACCUUUCAACCUCCUUUCAACCACAGGGCCAACGCAGCUUGAGUCACGGGCGGGGUUCAAGUUCCAGAGAGCCACCGGUGCUGUCCGUCCAAGCAGCAGAAGCUCAUCAUUCAUUCAAUAUUCCGACGCUUGCCUCGCAGAGUAUUCUGGGAAUAGAUCACCAUCAUGUGCUACAGAUCACAUAUCAUCUCACUUGGUUGAUGAUGCGAUCUCCGCAUCCAGCCUUGCCAGGCGCUAUCGGUCCCGUGAGCUAGAGAAGCUGUAUCCAUAUCCGUCUCACGUCCCCGCCUCAGAUCAAUAUCCCAAUCACAGAGUAGAAAGCUGGGUCGAGCAAAUGAUUACGGAUGGUUGUUCGCAAGACUCGAGUGAAGAACUGCCGGCUUAUCCUCGUUCGGUAGAAUACUUGAGGAGUAGAGAAGCAGACCAUGAUGAUAAUCGUUAUGUCCUUACCAGCUCUUGA
Suillus subaureus is the source of this 1434-nucleotide messenger RNA. RefSeq lists its product as uncharacterized. Bases 1 to 1434 code for a protein of 477 amino acids. NCBI's taxonomy places the organism in Eukaryota, Fungi, Basidiomycota, Agaricomycetes, Boletales, Suillaceae. The record is from RefSeq and is a predicted model, not a curated record. The transcript has 2 exons.